Messenger RNA from Lithohypha guttulata, 669 nucleotides. RefSeq lists its product as uncharacterized. NCBI's taxonomy places the organism in Eukaryota, Fungi, Ascomycota, Eurotiomycetes, Chaetothyriales, Trichomeriaceae. The record is from RefSeq and is a predicted model, not a curated record. The transcript has a single exon. The coding region runs from base 1 to 669 and encodes 222 amino acids.
AUGGCGGAAAUAGGGCUGAACGUCUAUCAAGUCAUACAAAAUGAACUUCUUGCUCGCGAAGGAGAUCGUCAAUCCCUCGGUCUAGGCUUUCGUCUUGCGAUUAUUGAGAUCAAAAUUACGAAUUGUGAGAAUACUGCACGCAACGGACGUAUAUGGAAAUUGAACCAUGCCAUAAGUCCGCUGAAGGCCUUGACGCCAGACGCGCGACGUGCAGCCAAGGCACAAGAGCGAAAGCUUUUGAGGCAACGAGGCCGGGAUUCACAUCGCGACCCCAAAGAUCCGACCAAGCUGAUUCGUGAUGAGGAGAUAUGGGAAAUUGCCGAGUUCUUUCCUCGAACCCUCCUCGACUUCAAGGAGUUACAGUUCAGUCCUGCAAAGGUAAGGGAUCUGAUGGAGUUCUAUAGUGUGAAAGCAUACACUCCUGACCAAAGACUGAUCGAUAUACAUCCGGACGACGAACUGAGAGACGUGGGUCUGAAUUUAGAAACGUGUAUGGAGGAGCUUGCAAUGUGCUGGGGUUUAAAUUGGCAUAAGAUCGAGGGUCUAGCACUUCCUCAACGAGCGAGAAGCGAUCCAUCAGCAGACCUACAUUUUCCACCACCUCCAGGACCUGGUCCUGGACCUGGCUAUUUCUCACCUCCGCCCAGAGCAAGCACAUACAACGUAUGA